Messenger RNA from Vigna radiata var. radiata (mung bean), 2472 nucleotides. Its product is annotated as SPX domain-containing membrane protein At4g11810-like. Lineage: Eukaryota; Viridiplantae; Streptophyta; Magnoliopsida; Fabales; Fabaceae. Gene Ontology annotation, cellular component: plant-type vacuole membrane. Gene Ontology annotation, biological process: transmembrane phosphate ion transport from cytosol to vacuole. Gene Ontology annotation, molecular function: transmembrane transporter activity. Bases 237 to 2330 code for a protein of 697 amino acids. The transcript has 12 exons. The record is from RefSeq and is a predicted model, not a curated record.
GAACAAUUUCUUUUUUUUGUAGGUUUUUUUUCUUGAAAAGAGGAUCGCAAGGAAGAUCUUCUUUUUAAAGAUGUUUAAUAGACAUAUGGCUUCUUAUUCAUCAAUGAGAGGGGACAACGUUGCUUGUAUUAACAUGGAUGCUUCGACAUUUUUGUACUGGCAGCGAACAUACUAGGGUAGGAAGAGAGCAACCGAGUUAUAGCAACAUUGAGUAACGGUACAUUGAUUCGAGAGAGAUGGUUGCCUUCGGAAAAAAGUUGAAAGAAAGACAAAUUCAAGAAUGGCAAGGAUAUUACAUAAACUACAAAUUAAUGAAGAAACGAGUUAAGCAGUAUGCUCAACAAAUACAACUUGAAACACUAGAUCGCCGCCAUGUACUUAAGGAUUUCUCAAGAAUGCUGGAUAAUCAGAUUGAAAAGACUGUCCUUUUCCUGCUGGAACAACAAGGGCUUUUAGCAAGUAGGAUAGCAAAGCUCGGAGAGGAACAUGAAAUUAUUCAGCAGGAGCCUCGUUUAAGCAGAAUAGCUGAACUACGAGAAGCUUAUAGAGCAGUGGGACUAGAGCUAUUGAAGCUUCUCUUCUUUGUGGAAGUCAAUGCUGUUGGUUUGCGUAAGAUAUUGAAGAAGUUUGAGAAACGCUUAGGCUACAAAUUUACUGAUUACUAUGUUAAAACUCGGGCAAAUCAUCCUUACUCCCAGCUACAACAAGUGUUCAAACAUGUGGGAGUUGGAGCUGUUGUUGGAGCUUUAUCCCGCAACCUUCAUGAACUUCAGAAGUAUGAGGAAAGUCAAGGGAGCUUCGUAUCAAUUUAUGAUCAGCCUACUCUUCCCCUUCAGGAUCCUGUUAUUGAUUCAAUAAGAGCAGCGGUUGAUAGGUUAACUAACUCAACCAACUUCCUAAACUUUUUGGGGAAGCAUGCACUUAUUGUGGAUGAGGAGCUAUCAGCACCUGUUGAUGAGCAUGUUGAUGAUCAAAAAUAUCAUUUUAUGUCUCUAUCACUAAACUUGGCAAACACAUUUUUAUAUAUGGUGAAUACAUAUAUUAUAGUCCCUACUGCAGAUGAUUACUCUAUGAGCCUUGGAGCAGCACCAACGGUUUGUGGUAUUGUGAUCGGGGCAAUGGCAGUUGCACAGGUGUUUUCUUCAGUGUACUUUAGUGCGUGGUCAAAUAAAUCAUACUUCAGACCUCUAGUAUUCAGUAGCAUAGUUCUUUUUAUCGGCAAUGCCAUGUAUGCCAUGGCAUAUGAUCUUAAUUCGAUAUGGGUUCUCUUAUUUGGUCGUCUUUUAUGUGGAUUUGGUUCUGCCAGAGCCGUUAAUCGACGUUAUAUUAGUGAUUGUGUACCGACAAAAAUCCGCAUGCAAGCAUCAGCAGGUUUUGUUAGUGCAAGUGCUCUUGGAAUGGCCUGUGGUCCGGCAUUAGCUGGCUUACUACAGACCGAGUUUCGGAUUUUCAAUAUUACAUUUAAUCAAGACACCUUGCCAGGGUGGGUUAUGACUAUUGCUUGGCUCCUAUAUCUAGCGUGGUUGUCGAUCACUUUCAAGGAACCUUCUCGUGGGAUUGAAGAGAAUCAUAUACCACAUCAAUCCAAUACUGAAAACAGUGCACUUGAGAAAGGCUUAAGACAUCCAUUGCUCACCAGUUCAGAAAAUAAGGUAGAUGAAGAUGCUGAUCAGGAUAAUGAUGAUAGUGAAGAAGCACCAAAAGAAUCUCGUCAGCCAGCCAAUUCAAUUGGAGCAGCAUACAGACUCCUUACACCUUCUGUAAAGGUUCAGUUAUUGAUAUAUUUCAUGCUAAAAUAUGCAAUGGAGAUUUUACUAUCAGAAUCUAGUGUCGUCACGACAUACUACUUCAAUUGGACAACAAGCACGGUUUCCGUUUUUCUUGCUUGCCUUGGCUUGACAGUUCUUCCUGUCAACAUUGUUGUUGGAAGUUAUAUAAGCAAUAUGUUUGAGGACAGGCAAAUUCUGAUGGCAUCAGAAGUUAUGGUUUUCUUAGGCAUACUCUUUAGCUUCAAUGUAAUUGUUCCAUACUCUGAGCCACAAUAUGUCUGUUCAGGGCUGCUUAUGUUUGUUUCUGCUGAAGUACUUGAAGGCGUGAACUUGUCACUUCUUUCACGAGUUAUGUCAUCAAGGCUUUCUCGUGGAACCUACAAUGGAGGGCUUUUGUCCACAGAGGCUGGGACACUUGCACGAGUGAUUGCAGAUGGAACCAUUACUCUAGCUGGCUAUGUGGGUGUGAGUAGGCUUCUCAACAUCACCCUUAUUCCUUCUUUCCUCAUUUGCGCAGUUUCCAUAAUUGCAACUUGCUAUACCUACAAUUCUUUAUAUUGAUUUGAUCUAUCAACUUCUUCGAGCUCCAUGAGGUAGUGAAAGAGUAGCUAGGCUGUCCAAAUGUAAAUUCUUCAGUUCCAUGGAUUCCUCAUGUAUCAUCCCCAUUAUUACAAUGCUCAUUAUUAUUCAUACAUACAAUAUA